Molecule: messenger RNA, 1502 nt
Organism: Owenia fusiformis
Lineage: Eukaryota; Metazoa; Annelida; Polychaeta; Sabellida; Oweniidae
Source: the annotation of a GenBank genome assembly
UAACAUGGAAUGAACCACUGCCAGAAGAAAAGAAUGGACUCAUUGGCAGAUACUACAUCACCUAUGCUGGAAUUGGAACUAAUAACUCAGUUCAUAUUGGAAGUGUUAUGGUGACUGCAAAAGGGAAUAAUCCAGCCUAUACUAAAGACUUGAACCUCAAUGCUGAAUUCAAAUAUACAAUAUCUGUUCUGGCUAACACAGGUAUAGGCAAUGCAAGCAACAGUGACAUUAAAUCCAGUGAUGUGUCCAGACUCUCUGAAUGUACACCAGCAAUUACUACAACUUCCCCGUCAGCAACUACUACAACUUCUCCAAUUGCUGCUAUAAUCAGUGGAGUACUGGGAGUGCUGUUUGGUAUUGCAAUUGGUGGAGGGGUGACAUUUGCAGUAAUGAAACUCAGAUAUGAGCGAAAUAGGCAAAGCACGCCUGAGGCAGCGUAUGGAGAAUCAAGUCAUACAAAGCCAACCGAAAAGACUAUUGUAUAUCAAAACAUUCCCAUGAAACAUCAAAGCACCAAUGAUAUGUACGAGGAUAUUACAGAUGGAUCAACAGCGACAGACUUGUAUGUCAAUGAGGAGAGUAUUCAAAAAAUGAAAAGACAGAUGCCACAAUCAGAUGAUGAUCAUGUUUAUGAACAACUACAGCAAAACAAACAUCAGUAAUAAUGACUUUUAAAAAUACCAACAAAAAGAAUGUGAUACCACUCUUUUGAAAAAAGAGUUUUUUACUUUAGGUGGAUAUAUAAUUUUUAUGGAUUCAAUGAAUCAAGUUAUGGCAUUUUAAUGUAUUUUUUCGAAGACCGAUUAUAAAAAAAUAGUCAGUGCCCUAUGAUUUUUAUUCUUUUAAAAUUAACUUCAAUCAUUUCCAGUGUGUGCAAUAUAAAAAUCCUGUCAUUCAGUUUAAGAAAUAACACAGUCUCUUAAUCCCCUACUCUCCUAUUCACGAACAUGGGGCAUCAAAAUGUUUUCUACCUUUAAGUAAAAAUGAAAUCGGUGACAUCAACUCUUUUUGUUUGAUUACAUUGAUUAUGAAACAAAAUUAUGUCCUGGACAUUUCAAAAUAGAAAUAUAUAUACACUUUAUUGUACAGCUAUUUUUAAACCAUCUCGAGGCAUACACACAGAGCAUUACAAAAAAAUCAACAAUGCAUUUCAUAUUAUACAAAAUUUGUACUCACCUAAACACAUGUGCCCAGCAUUCAGCAGAAUGGCUACCCAUCUCAAGCCCCAUACUCAAAACAACAUCGAGACUCAAUACAUGAGCCGCAUGGAGACGAAUGACCUAAAAAUAAGAUUUAUUCCCUGAUAAGUUUUUUAUUUCAAUGAAUACAAUGUAUGCUAUGGAUUCCACAAUGCAUGGAAUAUUUAAUAUCUUUCAAUGGUGGAUCCAGGGGGAGGGGGCUAAAAAAUGGGCAUUUUUGGGCAUAAUUUGGCCUUUUUAUUAAAUUUGGCCCCCACCCCUUGUUAAUUUCUGGAUCCGCCACUUUCUUUAGCUCAUUUAGAG